UAUUGCAUUGUUGGUGUCUUCGAUGACGGGCCCCGGUUUAGUUACAAUACCAAUCUUAUUUCAAAAUGCAGGAUGGAUAACAUCAACAAUUGUGUUUAUAUUGAUAACAUUUUUGAGCGGUGCAGCGUCAUUAUUUCUAUGUGAGACACUAAGUUCGGUAGUAGGUAACGAAAAAUUUCAACGCCAAAUCGAAUUCUCCUCUCUCUCAAACAUUCUAAUUUCAAACCCCAAAAAACGAAUCUUUAUCCAAGUAAUGCUCUAUAUCUCAAUCCAAUCGGUAAACAUCGCUUCAAUAUUAAUUUCCGCGCAGUCAAUGGACACGCUCCUUGUUUCUCUGGCGGGACGGACUUGUGGGAUCGGGAUUCAUCCGCGACCCGGGCUUUUUUGUGUAUAUGAACAAAGUCGGUGGAAUAGUCCCUUCGGCGAUGAUUAUAUGCUGAUUACGGCCGGGUAUUUGAUGACAUUGGCUAUGGUUCUUCCUUUAGCUCUUAUGGAAUUAGUCGACAACAUUAAAGUUCAGAUUCUUUCUUUUGGUACACUAGUUUUGAUCAUAAUCGGCUGGCUAGUCACAUUUUGCAUACACGGCCUCGAUACCAAUUUCGUUCCAACAAUAGGAAACGAUCAAAGCCAAACUAUCGGGACCGUACUUUUCAAUUAUGCCUUUGUUACGACAGUUCCAAGUUGGGUUAACGACCUGGGCUCAACCGUCUCCAUAAGAAAAUCCGUAUGGUAUUCAGCAACAAUAUCAACAAUCGCAUAUAUCGCACUAGGAUGCAUAGGCGGGAUGGCCUACAAAAUGGACGUCACCUCAAACAUCAUUGCGGCGAUAAACGCCUCAAAGGAGCGUAGUAUUGUUAGUGUGACGACCACGUAUCUCUUUCCGUUGACGGUGUUGAUUACGAGUAUUCCGGUUUAUACUAUUGUUGUGCGGUAUAAUUUACAAAGGACUGGGCAGUGUGGGAAAGUCACGGCAACUUUUCUCUCGACUAUUCUUCCGUGGACAGUCGUAAUUCCGUUUCAGACAGGAUACUGGUUAAACUCAUUCACAAAUUGGACAAGUUUAAUUUUCACGAGCAUUAGCAAUUUUAUACUGCCCUUCUAUUUCUAUUAUUUGAACGAAAAGCGACGUAGCAACACAAAAGUGGUGGAUGAAGUCGACGACGCCUUUAGUAUAAAGACAACAGGGAGAGACCUAAAUGAUAGUGUUUGUGGGUCACCAGUAAUUCGAUCUCCAAAAUCAGCAAAAUCAGCGAAAUCAGCGAGAUCACUUCCGCUCCCGUUAUCACGAAACAGUCCUUUAUCCAGAUCUUCGUCAAUUAAUAGUGUGCGAUCAAUAAAGAGUUGGUUGUCAAUGCAGGUUAUUAUUCGGUCAACGUCAUCGAAUGACCAUGAUGGCGAUGACAGUGUAGCGAUGUUGAGCGAUGUAGAUAAUAAUGUUAAUGAACAAGAUAAUGACAAGGAACCAGACUCGCCUGAUACAAUGAUUGAUGAUGAAAAUUGCAACAAUAUUCCAGAAAUAAAUAUCAUAGAUGAAGAUAAGCAUCUAGCGCCUUCUUCUAAGCCUUCCCAAAGAACAUUAUCGGUACCCAAAACAUCAUUAUCGGCACCAACAAUAACAUUAUCAGCACCAACAAUAACUCGAGCAGAUUAUCCCACCGAACAAAAUAACAUUAACGAGAAAAGUGAAACUAAAUCUUUUAACAAUUUGUCACUUGCUCCACCAGAAUCAGAACCCAUUAAUCAUCGUCGGAGUCUUUCAGCUCCAUACUCACUGAUAACAUCAUCUACCACUGCAAUUUCUAACAGUUUGGAAGUGACGCAGCAACCCUUUCGACCGAAACUACAUCUUGAAAUUCCACCAAUAUUAACGCGUCGAACUUCGUUCAGCCGUCGAUCAUCACAAGAUGAGUAUCCACCCUCGCCGCCGCUUUCAUCAUCUCCUGUCAUCCCAAUUAUCACUGUUAACAAUGACGAUGGCAUAGCUGUCAUCGUAGAGUUGAAUAGUAAUCACAACUCUAGCAGUAUCGAAAUUAGUAAUAGUCAUGAUGGUAAAAUAGUGAUGAAUAAUCAACUUGACUCCUCUUUGAAAAAGUUUGAUGAACAAGCGCAGCAUCCGCAACGAAAGACAUUCAAAGCUUUUCCGAUUUCGACACGGAAUAGUGUGAUUUGUGCAAAAAUUUGCGGCGCAUUUUCUGUUUUUUUGGUUGGAGGGAUUAUUUUCUAUGAUUUCUUGCAGUUAGCGAUGGGAAAUAACGUGUUUA
Messenger RNA from Ambispora leptoticha, 2261 nucleotides. The record is from the annotation of a GenBank genome assembly. NCBI's taxonomy places the organism in Eukaryota, Fungi, Glomeromycota, Glomeromycetes, Archaeosporales, Ambisporaceae.